AUGACAAUCACGGUGUUGGUGUUCUACACCCGUCGCCCCGAAGUAACACCGGAGGACUUCCAGUCACACAUUGAACAAGUCCAUCUGCCCAUAUAUCAAGAAGUAUUCAGCGAAAACAAACCACUAUCGUUCACAAUACGCUACACUGAGCGGGUUAGCUCUGGAGCUGGAGAUCGAUUGGGAGCAGUAACCUCCAUGACGGGACGAGCUGAUCCUGAAGACCCUGUUGUCCUCAUUGGAGAACCAAAGGAGUUAGGAUGGGACGCGGUCAGCGAAAUGACAUUUCGAGACGAACUGCAUAUACAGCAAUGUCUUUCCGUUAUGAACGGAAGCGGCGGGGAGCGCAUCAAGGAAGACGAGGACAUGUUCGCUGUACUGGACAAAACUAAGGCGAUAAUCAUGACAGAAAAGUCUAUUUUGAUGUAG
Molecule: messenger RNA, 426 nt
Organism: Bipolaris zeicola 26-R-13
Lineage: Eukaryota; Fungi; Ascomycota; Dothideomycetes; Pleosporales; Pleosporaceae
Exons: 2
Coding region: 1-426 (141 amino acids)
Molecular function (GO): oxidoreductase activity
Source: RefSeq, a predicted model, not a curated record